Messenger RNA from Penicillium brasilianum, 2098 nucleotides. The record is from the annotation of a GenBank genome assembly. NCBI's taxonomy places the organism in Eukaryota, Fungi, Ascomycota, Eurotiomycetes, Eurotiales, Aspergillaceae.
CCUUUCUUAACCGGGCAACCACCUCGGCUUACAUCACUAUCUUAAUUGAUUGUAUUAUUCCAAAGGCGACAGGGUUUCAUCCUUUGACGCGUUCGUCGGUCUGUGCGGGGAAUUGAUACUUCUUCGGGUAGAAUCCACCGCCAACACGCGCCCUUCCCCGUUGGAUUUCGAACAAAGAUACAUCGAUCACUAGCCGAGGCAUCCAACAAUCCGACUGCUUUCGCGGGGUUCGGAUAUCUGCAGACCCUACCUAUCAGUCUAAACAUCUCUGUAUGCAAUCGAUACUCAGCAGAGGUCAUUCACAUCAUUAAUACGGCCGUACCGGAACCGUCGCAUGGCUGUUGCCUGAGCCCCCUAUAAGUAUCUCUCCACUCUCGCGCUCAUUCCCAGAUUUGUACACCGUCAUCUUUAUACUCCACCAAGCUCGCACUUGCCACUAUACCUUCGAUAUACUGGUGUGCAUAUCCCACUAAGAAUAGUCCAUCCCAUACAACAGCGAAGUAUCAACAAUGACGGGCGCACUCAUUACCAGUGACCAAGCAUCCUUCGAUGUCUUGAUUAUUGGCGCCGGUAUAUCCGGAAUCAACGCCGCAUAUCGCUUGCAGCAGUCAUUUCCCCAGUACAAAUAUGCGAUCCUGGAAGCACGCGAUCGUAUUGGCGGCACCUGGGAUCUAUUCCGCUAUCCAGGGAUCCGAUCCGACUCGGACCUCUACACGUUUGGCUUCUCGUGGUAUCCCUGGAAUCGAUCAAACCCCAUCGCCGAAGGAGAAGACAUCCUAGCAUAUCUCCAAGAUGCUAUGACAACACACAAUAUCAGCCCUAACGUUCUGUUUCGACACCGGGUUCUCUCCGUCGAAUGGGAUCAACGAAGCUGGACGGUCAACAUUCAACACGAUGGCUCUCAAUGCCAAUACACUGCGAAAUUUCUCAUUUUUGGAACCGGUUACUAUGACUAUAAUGAGCCGCUGGCCACUCAGAUUCCCGGAAUUGAAGACUUCAAAGGAAACGUGAUUCAUCCUCAAUUCUGGCCUGAAGAGUUUGACUACACGAACAAAAACAUUGUCAUCAUUGGCAGCGGUGCUACUGCCGUGACCCUCGUUCCCAAGCUUGCAGAAAAGGCUGAUCGCGUGACGAUGCUCCAGCGAAGUCCUACAUACCUUGCAGCAGUCACUAAUCGAUACGCUGGAGGUUGGUUGAGCCGAAUACUACCAACAACGAUCACCUACUACAUCAAUCGACUGAAACGUCUUAUUUCCGGUCGCCUGCUCUUCGCUUUCUGUAAAAACUAUCCCAACGCAGCGAGGGCUAUGCUUGAAAAAGGGCUCCUGAAGCAGCUUCCGCCCGGAUACCCAUUGAGUCCACAUUUCAAGCCACGCUACAAUCCGUGGGAACAGAGGCUCUGCGCAUGCCCGAAUGGCGACUUCUUCGCGGCUCUACGAUCUGGAAAAGCCCAUGUCGAGACCGGGUACAUUGAAACCGUCGACUCGGGUGGUAUUCAAUUAACAUCGGGCAAAAAAUUGUCCGCAGACACUAUUGUCACGGCGACCGGGCUCAAGCUACAAUUCAUGGGAGGCAUCCCCAUCAUUGUGAACGGAGAGAAAAUCGAACUCUCCGAGAAACACAUGUGGAACGGCUUCAUGCUUCAGGACCUGCCCAAUGCAGCUCUCAUGCUUGGAUACACCAAUGCAUCUUGGACACUAGGCGCCGAUGCGAGCAUGUCUUCCAUCUGUCGACUGCUGAAACUUAUGGAUCGCAAGGGCUAUGCCGUGGCUUGUCCUACUCUCAAAGACUCGUCAAAUCUGGAGCCACGUCCAUUGCUUGAUCUCGCCUCGAAUUAUAUUAAGCGUGCUCAGGGUGUUCCUAGAGCUGCAUCUUUGCGACCGUGGAUUGGCCGGACGGAUUACUUUUCUGAUUUGUGGUUUGCGACUUUUGGAAAUAUUAGGAAUGGGUUAGAGCUUAGUGCUUAGGGUAAUAGGUGAUGGAUGGGAUUUGGAUUUUGUUUCAGCAGCAGGGACUGUAAUCAUUGAUUUCCAUUAGCUUUGUUUAAUAGGACAUGACAAUCUGUGAAUGAAUCUUGGAAGAGCGAAGAGCAGUUAUA